Haliotis rufescens (red abalone) is the source of this 1397-nucleotide messenger RNA. RefSeq names its product chymotrypsinogen B-like. Gene Ontology annotation, biological process: proteolysis. Lineage: Eukaryota; Metazoa; Mollusca; Gastropoda; Lepetellida; Haliotidae. The coding region runs from base 138 to 1310 and encodes 390 amino acids. The transcript is spliced from 9 exons. The record is from RefSeq and is a predicted model, not a curated record. Gene Ontology annotation, molecular function: serine-type endopeptidase activity.
UUACAAUAUUUGUUCUUGGUUGAAUAAUAUUUUUCACGCAACAUUUGACGUAACAGUCCAUAUAUGUCAAAGGAAUGACAUCAAAUCAGGGGUAUAAAUAAGAUUUCACUUAUCGGAACCCCUCAGAUGUUAUCGCCAUGCUCUACAAGUUCACGUUUGCUCUCAUAUGCCUUGCUGGCGACUCGGCUGGUGGAUUUUCAUUUGUCUUCAGACCACCAUGUGAGAUACAACAGCAUACCUGCUAUGACCUGAGCGAGUGUCCUCCGGGAACCGAGUCUCUGCAAUCACUUUGCUUACGAGACGAAAUCUGUUGUGUUAAGCUUGAAGGGUGCUCCAUCGACCCUUGUGUUAAUGGAACAUGUGUCAAGAAGGGCGGCGUGAAUACAUGUAUCUGUGAUCCUGGCUUUUCUGGUGAAAACUGCGAUGUAGACGUCUGCGAUUCCAGCCCAUGUGGAAGUCAUGGGUCAUGUGUUCACGAUUCCAAUGACGCAGGAUACAUCUGUUCAUGCACGGGUUUCUAUUCUGGCCCGAACUGCACAUCCCUUCCCCCCUGUGGAAUGCCUCUGACGGGACGUUUCCUGAAUGGAGUAGAUGACGCAGCGCCUGCAAAUCCCUGGCUUGUCAAAGUCGGUCUAGUUUCGCAUCACCUACCCUGUAGUGGUGUCAUCAUUGACCUGGAAUGGAUAGCUCUUGACGCAUUCUGCGGCCUCCAAAUUUGCGGUUCUGGCUGCCACGUCAUGAUCGGGAGCUACGAUGGAGCUGCCCCUGACGGGACAGAGCAACUGAGGACCAUUACUGAAAUUAUUCCUCAUCCUCUAACCGACGUAUUGUCUACAGAUUACAAUGUGGCUUUGGCACGACUUUCCGAUCCCAUAACUUUGACGGAUAGAAUCAACGUUGUCUGCCCACCGUCUGAUGUGUACAACGUGUUCCGGGAACCAAGGACCUGUAAAGUAGCAGGAUUUGGAAGAAAGGAUUUGACCAUUGCAUUCGGCGAAUUUGAUACGGGCGUCCGUCAGGUUAUGGAUACGUUCUUGAUUGAUGACAGCCUGUGCACACUUCUGAAAGGAUCUGCUCCACAUAUGGCAAGCCACUGCGGCUUUUUGCCAACACCUGACGCUGCACCUUGCAUUGGUGACAACGGUGGUGCGUUGGUCUGCCAGAACGACACUACAGGCGCCUGGACAUUGGAGGGAAUUGUGUCCUACGAAGAGGUUGUAGGCCUCUGUGGUGACCAGAUCUACACGGUUACUGACGUGAACGCGGUUUGGAGCUGGAUGCAAGAAGUGAUAGCGGCGGCGACACACUAAAGGACGGCGGUAGCAGCAGUGACCAAUUCAAUUAAAAAUAACAAUAAAUAUGAUGUAGAUGUAGAAGGAAAUAAAUAAUAAUUUGUC